GCCAGUUCUGGAGUAUCAGCCGUCAUGCGAGGUGUAUUCCUUGGCCUCCUGCUUCUGCUCUUCGCCAUAGUGGCAACGAGGGCCCUCAAUUGCCAGCCAUGCAAGCUACUGGAGGCCCGCAAGACGCAUGCCAACGAAACCCACACACGGGAGGAAGAAAGGCGGGGGCGUCGUGCCAAAUAAUCAGC
Molecule: messenger RNA, 188 nt
Organism: Drosophila kikkawai
Lineage: Eukaryota; Metazoa; Arthropoda; Insecta; Diptera; Drosophilidae
Source: RefSeq, a predicted model, not a curated record